This is a messenger RNA of Pistacia vera, 462 nucleotides long. RefSeq lists its product as uncharacterized. The coding region runs from base 1 to 462 and encodes 153 amino acids. NCBI's taxonomy places the organism in Eukaryota, Viridiplantae, Streptophyta, Magnoliopsida, Sapindales, Anacardiaceae. The transcript has a single exon. The record is from RefSeq and is a predicted model, not a curated record.
AUGGAGCAUACCUAUGUGACGAGUGCUCUUUCUUGGAAUGAAUUCAAAAGGCUAUUUGAAGCAGAAUACCGGUCGGCGGACAUGUUAUCUGUGAAGACUCAAGAGUUCACGGAAUUGAAGAAGGGUAAUAUGACUGUUAGAGAGUAUGCUAUAAUGUUCAACUCCUUAGCCUGUUUUGCUCCUACUAGGGUGAGUACUCAGCAGUGCUGGUUAGAGAGAUUUGUUAAUGGAUUACAUCAAAAAAUUGCCCAGAUUAUUAUAGCGGGUGGUCAGCCUCCCCAGACUUAUAGUGAGGCCCGGGAACGGGCAUUAAGAGCAGAGAUUUAUGUAAAUAAGGAGAGGCGGAUGAAGAACCCCAAGUUGGUGAUUGGUAGUUCUAGUUCGGGCAAGACAGCAGUUCAGAAAGUCGAAGUAGGGAAAUCCACACAAGUCUCGGAGGACAAAGGUAAAAGAAAGUUUUAG